Molecule: messenger RNA, 2855 nt
Organism: Paralichthys olivaceus (Japanese flounder)
Lineage: Eukaryota; Metazoa; Chordata; Actinopteri; Pleuronectiformes; Paralichthyidae
Source: RefSeq, a predicted model, not a curated record
UUAUGCCCUCGUCGUCGUUUCCCCUCAUCAUGUUCAUGUCACCUCUCGCCACGUUCCCAGACCAAUGUCAUAGGAUGAACACUGCUGGUGGGGUGUGUCUGUCUGUGCUGUCCUCUCUCCUGGCCGUGGCUGGGGCUCUGGCUGCCGUGUCUGCCCUCGCUCUAGCUCCUCUCUCUGCCCUGGCUGACGCUGCCUAUGGGGCUGCCGAUGGCAUCCCCAGCACCGGGGCAGAGGGGGCCCCCUCACCCGUCUCCACAACAUGCUCCAGCCUUGUAGCUGGGGUGCUCUAUGGGUCUUUCUCCCUACGGGAGCUGUUUCCCUCCAGGGCACCGGGCUGUUCCUGGUCCCUGGAAAACCCAGAUCCCACCAAGUACUCCCUCUACCUCCGCUUCACCCGUCACCCUGUCAUCUGUCGGACACACUCCCCCAUGCUCCUCUCCCUCGAUCACCAUCUAGCAAAUCAAAGCUGUCCCCUACAUUUACAGUCGGACGCUGCCAGGGAUCAGGAGGUCAUUAACCUCUGUGGCAGCCAAUCUAACUCAGAUGGACCUUACUCCUUCUUACAGUUUGAUAAAAACUUUGUCCAAUUAUGUCUCACGAGACACCCAGCUGCUGAUGAGCCUCAGGUAACCAAGGAAUUGCUGGAGCUGAGACUGGUGGAGGUGUUGCUCAUUAAUAACGAGAACUCCAGUCAGUUUACCUGUGGCGUGCUCUGCCGAUGGUUUGAGGAGUGUUUACGCACAGGACACAAUGGAGAUCAGGAGGCUUCUGACGCGGAUGGUUGCGGGAUGACCCAGACAGGAUGUAUCUGUCCAAACCACAACAUCAUGGCACCACCUGUUCCGCUGAUCCCGGAGACGCCCCACAGCUUCAGCAAUGGUUCGCUGGUUCCAGAUGACUGCUGUGUCACUGAGCUGCAUUCCAAUGAUGCGAUCGCUAUAGCACCCAGAGAUGUCCGACAAGAUCCGUAUGAUGAUGAUCUAAAGGUGAAGACACAGAGGCCACGAUCAGCCGACCAGCCAGGUGUGUUUCAGGCACAAACAGGUGACCCUGCAGCAGAGGAGUGGUCACAGUGGAGUGUGUGUUCCCUCACAUGUGGGCAAGGCUGGCAAGUGAGGACGCGCUCGUGCGUUUCUUCGCCCUACGGGACGCUGUGCAGCGGCGCCCUGAGGGAAACACGCAUGUGCAAUAACACGGCUUCCUGCCCGGGUGACCCUGGGAUCACAGGCACAGUGCAUGGGCUGUGGGACGAGUGGUCGUCAUGGAGUCUGUGCUCUGUGACCUGUGGGCGGGGCUCCAGGACACGAACCAGGAAGUGUGUGAACGGAGGCGAGGCCGCGGCUUGCGGACGGCCCGACAUUCAGACCAAACUCUGCAACAUUGCAGUGUGUCCUGUGGAGGGCCAGUGGUUGGACUGGGCGCCGUGGUCCAGGUGCAGCGUGACGUGUAACACGGGAACCCAGGAGAGGCAGAGACGCUGCAGCUCGUCGGUGCACGGCUGGGCUGAAUGUAAGGGCCCCCAUCAGGAGAGUAGAGACUGCGUCAACCCUUCAUGUGGUGGUGGAGGUAACUGGGGCAGCUGGAACCACUGGAGUCUCUGCAGCAAGACAUGUGACUCGGGUUGGCAGCGUCGUUUCAGGAUGUGUGAGGGCACCGGUGCACAGGGCUACCCCUGUGAUGGCUCAGGAGAGGAGGUUCGCUCCUGCAACGAGAAGAAGUGCCCCGCUCCUCAUGAGAUAUGUAAAGAUGAGCAUCUUCUCUCGAUGUCAUGGAAGAGAGCCUCAGCUGGAGAAACCGUCUACAACAAGUGUCCAACUAACGCCACUGGAUCUGCUAGUCGUCGUUGCAUGCUGGACAUUAAUGGAGUUGCUUUCUGGGGUCCUCCGAGCUUCGCCAGAUGCGUCUCACUUGAAUUUAGAUAUUUACAUUUAUCUUUACGAGAGCAUCUCGCGAAGGGUCAGAGGACCCUGGCCGGGGAGGGCAUGUCUCAGAUCGUAAGGAGUCUCCUGGAGCUCUUGCAGAGGAGGAGCUACUACAGUGGCGACCUUCUCUUUUCCACGGAGAUCCUGCGAAAUGUGACGGACACCUUCAAAAGAGCAACCUACAUCCCAGCUCCCGACGACGUGCAGAAAUUCUUCCAGAUAGUCAGUCACAUGUUGGACAUGGAAAAUCUAGAGAAAUGGGAAGACGCUCACCAGGUCGCUCCCGGUGCCGCUUUGCUGAUGAGGACAUUAGAGGAUUUCAUUCACCUCAUCGGAGAAGCCCAGAAGCCUUUUCAGAGUUUUCUAGUGGUUACUAACAAUCUCAUGAUAACCAUCCAACGAGAGCCGGUGUCAGCAGUUUCGAGUGAUAUCAACUUCCCCAUGAGGGGCCGGAGGGGGAUGAAGGACUGGGCCAGAACUGCAGAGGACAAGCUCUACAUCCCUAAAGAGGUCUUCACCAUCCCCACAGAAGAGACAGAGACGGACUCGGAGUCGACGAUGUACUACGUCAUUGGAGCCAUCUUGUACCGAACGUUGGGCGUCAUCCUGCCUGUGCCAAAUCCCCCUGCGGUGAUCAACUCCAAGAUCCUGACUGUGACAGUGCGUCCGGAACCGCAGCCGAGCGAGCCCAUGGUGGUGUUGGAGCUGUCACAGCUUUUAAAUGGUACAUCAGAUCCUCAGUGCGUUGUCUGGGACUAUGGCAACCCGGAAGCUGGCGCCGAAAACUGGGGCACAGAAGGCUGCCAAACGCUCGCGUCAACCACUGUCCACACCAAAUGCCUGUGCAGCAGGAUAUCCACCUACGCCGUGUUAGCGCAGCAAGCUAAAGACCCGGUGAGUCACUGCGAUGCAUGGCCUGACGAACUCAUGUAG